UAAAGAAACAAAGAAAAACUUCAAACUUUAUUUGCUACUACUAUGGUCUUUUUAUCAAACGCUGUCUCUGAAGCUCGUAUUAAAGAAACUAACAGCAAUGGUGUUCAUCAUGCUGACACUGUUACUACCUCUGUUUAUGGUUCUCGUUGGGCUGCUGAAGACAUUCCUCGUUACCAAAUGCCUGAAGAUGAAAUGCCCUCUAAUACUGCUUAUCGUUUGGUGAGAGAUGAACUUCAAUUGGAUGGUAACCCUGCUUUAAAUUUGGCUACCUUUGUUACUACCUAUAUGGAAGACGAAGCAGAAAAGUUGAUGGCUGAAAACAUUGCCAAGAAUUUUAUUGAUCAUGAUGAAUAUGCAAGCAGUGCCGAACUUUGUAACCGUUGUGUCAAUAUGAUUGCUCGCCUCUACCACGCUCCUAUGCAUGAUUCUACUACCGAAGCUUUGGGUUGUAGUACUGUUGGUUCCAGUGAAGCUAUUAUUCUUUCUACUUUGGCUAUGAAGCGUCGAUGGCAACUUGCUCGCAAAGCAAAGGGUUUACCUACUGAUAAUCCAAAUUUGAUCUUGGGUAGCAACCAACAAGUCGCAUGGCAUAAGGCUACUAGAUAUCUUGAAGUGGAAUCUCGUGAAGUUGAUUGUUCUGAAGGUUUCUUAUGCUUGGAUCCUGUGAAGGCUGUUGAAUUAGCUGAUGAAAACACUAUUGGUAUUGUUGUCAUUCUGGGUUCUACAUAUACUGGUCACUAUGAAGAUGCUAAGAAGGUGAAUGAACUCCUUGAAAAGAAGUGUGCUGAAACUGGAUGGGAUAUUGGUAUUCAUGUUGAUGCUGCUAGCGGUGGUUUCGUUGCUCCUUUUGUCAACCCUGAUCUCGAAUGGGAUUUCCGUCUUCCUCGUGUUGUUUCCAUCAAUGUGUCUGGUCACAAAUAUGGAUUGACGUACCCUGGUGUAGGUUGGAAUGUAUGGAGAUCUAGUGAAUACCUUCCCAAGGAUCUCAUCUUCAACAUCAACUAUUUGGGUAGUGAUCAGGCCUCUUUUACUCUCAACUUUAGUAAAGGUGCAGCACAUGUUAUUGCACAAUACUAUGUUCUGAUUCGUUUAGGCAAAGCUGGUUUCACCAAGAUUAUGACCAACCUGACCCAAACUGCUGAUCAUCUCUCUGACUGUCUUCGUGCUACUGGACGCUUUGAAAUUCUUAGUGAAGGAAAUGGAAAUGGUUUGCCUUUGGUGGCUUUCAGUCUUAAGGGUGAUCAACACUUUGAUGAAUUUGACCUUUCUGCCAAAUUACGUGAACGUGGAUGGAUUGUACCUGCUUAUACCAUGGCACCCAAAUUGGAACACAAGAAACUCUUACGUGUUGUUGUACGUGAAGACUUCUCACGAUCUCGUUGUGAAAUCUUGAUUCGUGACAUUGUUGCCGCUAUGAAAUCUCUGGAUCUUAUUGAUCAAAAGACUAUCGAAGCUUAUCGCGCUAUCAAGGACGAACAUUCGCAUUUUGCUUUGCAAAAGAACAUUGCUCAAUUCAAGAUCAAGGACGAUGAACCUGUUCAAGAUGCCAAUGGCGAAGUGCAUAGUUUAGAAAUCAAGCAAGCUCCUGGUAUCUGUUAGUUUUAUUUUUAUAUUGUUGUACUAUUUAAAUAAAAACUUUUUGUUUGUAUCAAUAUAAA
Halteromyces radiatus is the source of this 1658-nucleotide messenger RNA. Its product is annotated as glutamate decarboxylase. The record is from RefSeq and is a predicted model, not a curated record. Gene Ontology annotation, molecular function: glutamate decarboxylase activity; pyridoxal phosphate binding. The transcript has 15 exons. Lineage: Eukaryota; Fungi; Mucoromycota; Mucoromycetes; Mucorales; Cunninghamellaceae. The coding region runs from base 43 to 1599 and encodes 518 amino acids. Gene Ontology annotation, cellular component: cytosol. Gene Ontology annotation, biological process: L-glutamate catabolic process.